Molecule: messenger RNA, 958 nt
Organism: Paramecium octaurelia
Lineage: Eukaryota; Ciliophora; Oligohymenophorea; Peniculida; Parameciidae
Source: the annotation of a GenBank genome assembly
CUCAAAUGCAGUACUAACAAGCAAAUAUAAAUGCUGAGUUUUUAACAGAUCAUGGACAGCCUUUGUAAUCUCAAUAAGGCCUGCAAUAACAACCAGUGCAAGGAUAGCCAGUAGUAGGAUAACCCAUCCAACAAUAGUACUCUUUUGAACCCAUUUUAGAUAUCAAUAUUACCCCUAAUAACAAAUACAAUAUCCCCAAUAGGUGUAUUCUCAAUACCCAUAGUAUCCUCAAAGAAUUCAAUAUGGAAAUGGAUAUUAGCAACAAAUGGUGUUGGUUCCUUAGACUGGACUUGUUGUUGCAGUUCAACCAAUCAACCCCAUAGUUGCUAAGGAAAUGGAGCUACGAUCAUAUACAAGAUAGUAAGCCAUUUAACACAACAUAGUUUUUAUGGAUGCAAUUGCUGUAUUGGUGUUUUAGCAAUGAUCUUUUUAAUCAUUCGCUGUGUGGCAACAUUUUCAUAAGGAGGAGCAGAUGUGGCAGCUGGUGUUAUGUAUAUUAUCUCGUAAUGACAUUGUAUUAAUCGAAGCGAUUUCUUUUUCGUUGUCGGAGCAAUAAUCGGCAUUUACUCGAUUAGUAGAUAUGUGGAAAGACUAUUAUUACAUUACUAGGUUCUAUUGAUUCUGGCUUUGAUCUUCGAAAUCAUUGGAUCCAUUAUAAUAUUUGCAACUUUUGAUAAUACUCAAGAUGACAAUAAUGAUAACAGUUCUGAGGAUGAAAAGGAAAGUCAAAGGAGUGUUGGGUAUUACUUCAUUAUAAUCAAAUAGAUUGAUAUUCUUUAUUAUUUCUCUCAUUAUUGUAGUCGUUUGCUACGGAAUGUUCAUUAGAUAUGCGAGACAAAUCAGAUGCAUGAUGAUUGAUUUGAAUGCCUCCAGGGCAAAUCUAUAGAAUUAGAUUGUUUAAUAAGGACAAAUUUAACCAUAAGGAGUAGUUUACUAAGGUGGCGGUCCAUAAAUUUGA